Cooperia oncophora is the source of this 375-nucleotide messenger RNA. The record is from the annotation of a GenBank genome assembly. Lineage: Eukaryota; Metazoa; Nematoda; Chromadorea; Rhabditida; Trichostrongylidae.
AUGCUGAUGAGCACUCUACAAAUUGCAGACGAGUGGAAAAUGCCCGGACGAUACCCAAAGCAGUGUUUCAAGAAUGGCUCUUCCUAUGACGGUAUCACAAGGAUGGUUCAAUGGAGAGACAAGAAAGAGCAAUGCAAGGCUGGAUUCCUACGGCACCAUGUCUGUGUACUGGGCAUUGAAGAUCUUCCUUCCAUCUCCGAAUAUCACCAAAUACUUGUAAAUAAGAUGAUGCCAUCGUUUGAUUACGGAGCAAUUGCAUGUGUUUCCGAGCUUUUAUUCAACAGAACUUACCUUGCACAAAAUGAUCAUCCGCUCAACAUGUCUUACUACGAGAACUUACCUGCCUCGGGAAAUCUUAUCGAGCAACCAGUCUAA